UGUCACCUUGAAUGUGUCUUCCCUCUCCACCCUGUGAGGGAUUGCUUUUGGAUUGUUUUCUUUUUUUAAAUUGUGGUAAAAUGCACAUAACAUAAAAUUAGCCAUUUUAACUGGAAUUGCUUACAAUUCAGUGGCAGUAAAUGACCGUGGUGUGUCACUUCCACAUCUUUGUAGUUCUAGAACACUUCCAUCACCCCAAAAGGAAAACCCCAGAGGUAUUAGCAGUCGCUCCCUAUCCACUUCUUCCAGCCCCUGGCAACCAAAAUCUGCUUUCUGUGCCUAUGGACUUGCCUGUAGUGGACAUUACCUAUAAAUGGGUUCAUAUAACAUGUCGCCUUUUCUGUUUGACUCCUUUCACUCGGCAUGUUUUUAAGGUUCACCUGCAUUGUAAUGUGUAUCAGUACUUCAUCCCUUUUAUAGCUGAAUAAUCUUCCAUAGUAUGGAAGGACCAUAUUUACUUUAUUCAUUCAUCCCUUGAUGGACAUUUGGGUUGUUCCUCUAUUAGUGAGUGACUAGUGCUGCUGUGAACAUGUAUGUUCAUGUUCAUGCUCAAUUUUUGUCUGAACACGUGAUUUCAACUCUUUGGGGAGUACCAUGCUAAGUUGGAUGAUAACUCUAUGUCUGACUUAUUGAGCACCCAAGGAUUUCUUUUGACGGGAAUCUUUUGAGAGUGUGACACGAUCCCCCCGGGGCCUUUGCCCCUGCUGUUCCCUCUGUGUGAAAUGCUCUUCCUACACCUCUCCCCAGGUUUCUUCAACUGGCCAAGCUCACAGUUGGGCCUCUUUAGAGUGGCCCUCUCUGACCACUUUCUCUGAAAGGGACUCACCCCCUGCCCUUCCUUCUUUCUGCCCCUCUUCCACCUGCUUUUCAUUUCUCCUGAGCCCAUAUUUCAGCUUGAGCUUUCAUUCUAUUUCUGUUUCUGUCUGACUCCCUGGCUUGUCCAUGGGCCCUUGAGGGCAGAGACUUUGUGCAGAACCUUGCCAGGAUGGAGGAGAAAUAUACACCCGGGGCAUCUGAGAGGGUGGAGUGAGUGGAUAGUGGAGCCAGGCACUGCCUCUGAUAGUUCCAAGCCCCCAGCUGCUGCUGCUGAGUCGCUUCAGUCAUGUCCGACUCUGCACAACCCCAUAGAUGGCAGCCCACCAGGCUCCCCCAUCCCUGGGAUUCUCCAGGCAAGAACACUGGAGUGGGUUGCCAUUUCCUUCUCCAGUGCAUGAAAGUGAAAAGUGAAAGUGAAGUCGCUCAGUCAUGUCCAACUCAGCGACCCCAUGGACUGCAGCCUACCAGGCCCCUCCAUCCAUGGGAUUUUCCAGGCAGCUCCCUGAAGCACUCAACGACCCUCACCAACCGGCAGCGGGGCAAUGAAGUCUCGGCCCUGCCAGCCACCCUGGACUCCCUGUCCAUCCACCAGCUCGCAGCGCAAGGGGAGCUGAGCCAACUGAAGGAGCAUCUGAGGAAAGGCGACAACCUCAUCAACAAGCCGGACGAGCGCGGCUUCACCCCCCUCAUCUGGGCCUCCGCCUUUGGAGAGAUCGAGACUGUCCGCUUCUUGCUCGAGUGGGGUGCCGACCCCCACAUCCUGGCUAAGGAGCGGGAGAGUGCCCUGUCACUGGCCAGCACCGGUGGCUACACGGACAUUGUGGGGCUUCUGCUGGAACGUGACGUGGACAUCAACAUAUAUGACUGGAAUGGAGGAACGCCACUGCUGUACGCCGUGCGUGGGAACCAUGUGAAGUGUGUGGAGGCCUUGCUGGGUGAGUGCAGUAGAGGCUGGCCCUGCAGGAAUCCUGACCGCCAGGGAAGGGUCUGAGCUCUGCCUGAACCGCUCUUAGGAUGGAGACCCUGGAGGUGGAGAUUCCAGUGGCCACAUUCAUCAGAGGUCAGGCUCUUGUCCAGGGCCACACAGCUACCAGCAGACCUGUGGCUGCGUGGUGGGUAGUCCCUGCACCUCUGCACCCCACCCAGGCUCCUGGUCCCCAGCCCAGCCUCCUCUGCAGCACCUGUUCUGCU
Messenger RNA from Dama dama (fallow deer), 2007 nucleotides. It is a transcript of the gene RFXANK, whose product is annotated as regulatory factor X associated ankyrin containing protein. Lineage: Eukaryota; Metazoa; Chordata; Mammalia; Artiodactyla; Cervidae. The coding region runs from base 1103 to 1807 and encodes 234 amino acids. Gene Ontology annotation, cellular component: nucleus. Gene Ontology annotation, biological process: regulation of transcription by RNA polymerase II. Gene Ontology annotation, molecular function: protein binding. The record is from RefSeq and is a predicted model, not a curated record. The transcript has 7 exons.